This is a messenger RNA of Lymnaea stagnalis (great pond snail), 2717 nucleotides long. The record is from the annotation of a GenBank genome assembly. Lineage: Eukaryota; Metazoa; Mollusca; Gastropoda; Lymnaeidae.
AUGACAAGUUCCUCCAUACCUCACGUCUCAUGUAACCACAUUGGCCCGGACUUUGACUGGUGGCGCUGCAACGAGGAGGGCUACGUGGGGCGCCCACCCUCACCCUUCCCGGCGUCCUUUGAGCACGCACGACGUUUCAGAGAGGACAGCGCCGACGCCAGGUACGGCCAACGGGGCGGGCUGACCUCGGAGACCAACGGAUGUCGUGACAACUGCAGCGGAGACGCCGACCUGGACGAGGCUACACGUCGUAAGUCUCUGUGCUGUUGAGUGGGUUGUUGAGUGUGUUGUUGAGUGUGUUGUUGAGUGGGUUGUUAAGUGUGCUGUUGAAUGUGUUGUUAAGUGUACUGUUGAGUGUGUUGUUGAGUGUGUUGUUAAGUGUACUGUUGAGUGUGUUGUUGAGUGUGUUGUUGAGUGUGUUGUUGAGUGUGUUGUUCAGUGUGUUGCACGAGACACUCAGUGUCAGCCUUAGUUGUAUCUUAAACCCACAUCAAAAGUAGCGAGUCAUCAUUCCACAGACGAGCAUUAGUCUGUAUCUAUCUGCAUCGAUUGCAUUGUACACUUGAAGUUAAGCUUUCAUGUACACUAAGAAGAAUCUUUAAAUAGCAUUGUUGCUUAAAGGAUUUUAAAAAUCAAAAUUUGACUGAUUUAAAUUACAAGUAUUGCAAACAAGAUUUUUUUUAAAGGGGUGUAAUACGUAAGCAUAAUAAAUAAUCACUUUUUCCAGUUUACUUCCCCUUAGUUAACUUUUCUAUAGUUACUUGUUUAAAAAUUUCGAUUGUCUUACUAAUAGACAUUAUUCUGAAGGUUUAAUAUCCCAGUCUUUAAUGAAACCUUGAAUAUAAGUGUGCACUGGGGGUAAUAAAACAUAUCUAUCUGAUUUUGUUAAAUAAAUGCAUCCACCUUCUAGUUAGCACAUAGCUGUAUGAUUGAAGGAAUCAGGUUGUUAGGCCACAGGUGUAAUGAGGGACACAAAACCAACAUUGUGAUGUGUGAUACUUGUAUGAUGUGUGAUAUUUUUGUGGUGUGUGACAUUUGUGUGAUGUGAGAUACUAGUGUUAUAUGGGAUGCUUGUGUGAUGUGUGAUACUUGUGUGAUGUGUAAUACUUGUGUGAUGUGUGAUACUUGUGUGAUGUGUGAUACUUGUGUGGUGUGUGAUACUUGUGUGAUAUUUGUGUGAUGUGUGAUACUUGUGUGAUGUGUGAUACUCGUAUGAUGUGUGAUACUUGUGUGAUGUGUGAUACUUGUGUGAUGUGUGAUACUCGUAUGAUGUGUGAUACUUGUGUGAUGUGUGAUACUUGUGUGGUGUGUGAUACUUGUGUGAUGUGUGAUAUUUGUGUGAUGUGUGAUACUUGUGUGAUGUGUGAUACUCGUAUGAUGUGUGAUACGUGUGUGAUGUGUGAUACUUGUGUGGUGUGUGAUACUUGUGUGAUGUGUGAUAUUUGUGUGAUACUUGUGUGAUGUGUGAUACUCGUAUGAUGUGUGAUACGUUUGUGAUGUGUGAUACGCGUUUGACGUGCGAUGUUGUUGUGAUGUGCGGCAUUUGUGUGAUGUGUGAUGCUUGUAUGAUUUGGGACACUUGUGUUGUAUGGGAUACUUGUUUGAGGUGGGAUACUUGUGUUUUUGGGAUACUUUUGUGAUGUUUGAUACUUGUGUGAUGUGUGAUGCGUGUGUGACAUGGGAGUGGGAUAUUUGUGUGAUUUGCGAUACUUGUGCGAUGUGUGACACUUGUUUUAUGUGUGUAAUUGGGUGAUGUGGGAUACUUGUGUACUGUGUGAUACCUGUGUUAUUUGAAUACUUGUGUGAUUUAUGAUACGUGUGUGAUUUGGGAGUGGGAUACCUGUGUAAUGUUUAAUACUUGUGUUAUGUGUGAUACUUUUGUGAAGUGGUAUACUUGUGUACCGUGUGAAACCUGUGUUGUUUGUGAUUUGGGAUUGGGAUACUUGUGUAAUGUGGGAUACACGUGUUAUUUGGUAUACUUCCGUGCGUGAUUUGGGAAUGGGAUACUCGUAUAAUGUGUGAUGCUUGUGUUAUAAGGGACACUUAUUUUUAUGCCGGUGUAGACCCUUGGUGACGUUAACACACGAGUGCUUUAGUCAGUUUAAAUCUUUAAGAUGUUGUGCUCGCACAUGUGUGAUCUGUGUUGUGUGGUGUUAAGCUCUCAGAAAUUGUGCCAACCUUUCCCUCUUAAUUAAAGCCUCGGGCGAUGUCGGAUAUGAUAAGGUGUUUUCCCAACGUUCACGGGUGAAAGGUAUUUUUGUAGAUAACUGUCAGAGUUUAUAAAUAUUUUGUUUUGCGUUAGAUUGUCUCCCUUGAAGUUGGAGUGGGCUGUUAUUGGGGGGUUUAAACAGCCUGUAUCUCGAAAUAAGCUACUUUUAACCCACAAGAGUACUACAUUCAUCUACCAGCAUCAUCUGCUACACAUACUUUACAUUCUUUUUCUCCCAGGUCUGUACUGGCCCCUGUGCCAAGGACCCGAGAUUGUGGUGUCUGCUGCAGAGGAAAAUGAUGACCUUGGACUGACACCCAGGGGAAACGGGGGAGCCAAGAAAACACCAAGGCUCCCCCACAAACGCCCCGCCUGGGUGCCGGCCAAGAUGCCCAAUAAGUGGGGGGUGGCUGGACAUCCUCCACCGUACACGAACUACUGCAAGGAGACGCUCUUCAACACCCGGACUGCUGACCCCGCAAAGGUCACCAUCAGAACGACCUUUUAA